This is a messenger RNA of Racocetra persica, 226 nucleotides long. The record is from the annotation of a GenBank genome assembly. Lineage: Eukaryota; Fungi; Glomeromycota; Glomeromycetes; Diversisporales; Gigasporaceae.
AAAUGAAGGUGAUUUCCCAAAAGAGGGUGAAAUCAUAUCGAAACCUAAGACACGAUAUUCAAAAAGACUUCAAAAAAAAAGAAAAUUGAAUCAUGAGAAUGUCCAAAAUACAAAGAAAAAGAAACCAAAUGCAUCACUAGAAAUUUCGUCUAAUCUUGGUAAAGAAAAAUAUGUAAAAGAUGUUGAUAAAUCAUUUCCAACUGUUAUAAUAGAAGAGAAUGAUCAC